GAAUUACGCGAGCUAAGAUUCCACUUCAUAACUACCUCCAAACUAGAGAGUCACUCAACUCCAUUUCCAAGGUUGGGUCUUUGGCUACUCGUUCUAUGAUACCAUAUCUCACGGUGCGGACUUUUUUCACCGCUACCGAAGCGAUUUUGAACCACCUCGGUUGGCGACAUAUAGGAUAUCUUUCCCGUUCCAGAUACCCUAGUGACAUUCAAUCACUUUUCUACCCCACCUUGGGAAAAGGCUCUACAGUGAGCUAGAUACUAGAGCACUUGAUGGAUCAGUGGGCUCCCCUCCCCUCGAUGUUAAUGAUUUCAAAAAUAAUAAGUACACGUCUAAUAAUCCUCCCAGAAGGAUCCCAUUUGAUAUUGGGGGUACCAGCUGUGGGAACUCGGGUGAUCACGAUUCUUUUGGCAGCCGGAAUGAUAAUCGUGCAAACACGGGAAACCCGUAUAUUCCCAAUCUCGGGCAGACACAACAGGGACGCAUGCCCGGGGCUCAGCGCGGGGGUAUUAUCAACUUUCCCGCCAUAUUUACGGCAAUGUUCUAAUGCGCUAUCAUAAUUAGGAGAAACAUCCAGGCCUUAUCGGAUAAUUCCCUAUUGCAGAAACACCAAGUUCACAGGCCGUAAGGAUCUCAUUGACUUACUAAGGAGGAUUUCCGAGAGUAAAGGGGGGAACCGGAUCGCGCUGAAUGGAUUAGGCGGCACCGGGUAUGUAUUCACUAUUGUUACUAUUGUUUCAAGGUUUCACUAACAUUGCUUAGAAAAACUCAGAUUGCCCUCGAAUACGUUUAUCAGCGGGCAGGGGAGGGCGACUGUGGUAUAUUCUGGGUGCAGGGGAGUGGGGUAGCAAAAUUUAGUGAGGGUUUCAGAACUAUUGCACAACAUGUUCGAAUUCCACCAGCUAGCGCCGAGACAGACGAAGAGGGAUUACUAUUGAAUAUUAAGAGGUGGUUAGAAGGCCCAGACAGUGGCGAUUGGAUACAGGUUAUCGACAACGCCGAUAACGAGGAGGACUUUAUUGACAACCGCGGUCCCAUCUCCAAAUUUGUACCGCAAGGGCCUCGGGGUACUCUAAUAUUCACCACCAGAUCUCCGCUGAUUGCAUCCGGGCAGGAUUGCGAAAGGAUCGAUGUGGGAAAAAUGCAGGAGGAUGAAGCACAAGCUUUGUUUUUGAGACUCGUGGGCAACCGGAACAGUUGGGGAGAUGAAGAAAAAGAAGCGAUCACAAUGAUACUCAAUUUCAUAGAUCACAUCCCGCUGGCUAUCGUAGGAGCGACAGCGUUCAUGAUGGAAAGCCAAACACGGCCAUCUACCUACUGGACCGUUUUGCAGGGAAGCGACGAGCAGGCGAAUAGACUUCUUUCUCGGCCCUUUUACGACAUCCACCGGGAGGCUGAUAUGACCGAAAGCAGCCUCACUACCUACUUUGCCACCUUUGACCGAAUCACACAGAAGACACCCAGAGCGGGGGACCUUCAGCGUCUAAUUUCGCUCUUUGAUCGUCGGAACAUACCCGAAGAGCUAUUAAGUCAUAGUGGCUUGGAAGGGAUGAACGACCCAUUCGAAUUCCGUCAGGCCUCGGGAAUAUUAUUGGAAUUUUCGCUAGUUACGAUAGUCAAAUGUGAGGGCAAAACAUUUUACGAACUUCGCCGUUUGGUCCAACUAUCCUUACAAGAGUAUGUACCAAACGGCCUGUUGUGUCGGUGGAGGUCCACUGCGCUGGGAGUGGUUUCAAGGCUGUUCCCUCACGAUGAGAACGAAAGGGGGUGUGUCGGUUCUGCAUAUAUUCCACAUGUAAUUGCAGUAACCAAAGAUGGAAAGGGCCCCACCGCCGAAAGCCUUCGUGUUCGGGUAGGACACCAUUGUCUAGAUAUGGGUUUCUACCAUGAGGCGGAAAUUCUAUUGCGUCGAUCUAUCACACUCCGAGAAGAGAGCAAAAAGUAUGAGUGGGAUGAGGAAGGUCAGAAGAGAGUUAUACUGCUAGGUGCGGUAAGCGUAUAUCAAGGAAAGGCACAAGUCGCCGAGAAGAUGUUUCGGAAUUUAUUAGAGGACAAUGAGGAAUCAUUGGGACCAAAUAACCCCAGCGUCCUGCAGGCCAUUGACUACCUAGCUAUGGCGCUACGAUACCAAGGAAAGUACCAUGAAUCGGAAGCUAUGAAUCGGCGUGCACUAGAGGGGCGCAAGGAGAUUCUUGGGCCGGACCACCCGGACACCCUAACAAGUGUUGACAACCUAGCUAUCAUGCUGCAACACCAAGGAAGGUAUUACGAAUCAGAGAAAAUGAAUCGGUAUGCACUUCAGGGGCGUGAGAAGACUUUUGGACCAGACCACCCACGCACCCAAACGAGUGCCAACAGCCUGGCUAUGGUGCUGCAAUACCAAGGAAAGUACCAUGAAUCGGAGCAGAUGAAUCGCCGUGCUCUGGAGUGUAGCGAGAAGAUCCUUGGUCCAGACCACCCGGACACCCUGUCAAGUGCCAACAACGUGGCUAUUUUGCUGCGAUACCAAGGAAAGCACGGCGAAUCGGAGGCGAUGAAGCAGCGCGUAUUAGAGGGGUAUGAGAAGAUUUUUGGGCCGGAUCGCCCUGAACAACUAACAACUAUCAACAAUCUGGCAAUUGUUUUGCAAUACCAAGGAGAGUACAAUGGAUCAGAGACGAUGAACCGGCGUGCACUGGAGGGGCGCGAGAAGUUUCUCGGACCAGACCACCCAGACACUCUAAUAAGUGUCACCAACCUGGCUAUAGUCCUAGGAUUCCAAGGAAAGUAUAGCGAAUCAGGGACAAUGUAUCGGCUUGCUCUAGAGAGACAAAUGAAGAUUCAUGGACCAGACCAUCCUGACACCCUGUCAAGUGCCAACAACUUAGCCACCUUACUGCGGUUCCAAGAAGAGUGUGACGAUGCCGAGACUAUUUGGCUGCGUGCACGGCAGACACUACCAGGAAACCAAGACAAUACAUGGCCACCGUUUGCCGGCCCUGUUCGUUGUUUCCGGAGAACUUUAGAUUCUACAAGGCCGUUGGACCAACCUAGUGAUUCAUUUCACCGCAGGCAAUAUUUCGGUUGCAGUGGGGGCGGGGAUUGGCUAGUAUUUUCUCCCGGCUCAGGGUACUCCCGCAUUACACGGGGUGGGAUGGCAGACUGUGCGGGAUUGGGGAAGUGAUGAACGAGAGGACGUUUUUGGCAGGCUGGAGAAGCAUAGAUCGGAAAUGUUGCGAAUUUAUACCUUAUUUCGAAUAUCAUUUCCUACCAUUUGUUUUCCCUUUUAGCAAUACAUUGGUUCAUGUUCAAUGGGAAAUGAUAAUUUAUGCCUUCUCACCCG
Tuber aestivum (summer truffle) is the source of this 3322-nucleotide messenger RNA. The record is from the annotation of a GenBank genome assembly. Lineage: Eukaryota; Fungi; Ascomycota; Pezizomycetes; Pezizales; Tuberaceae.